This is a messenger RNA of Cyphellophora attinorum, 522 nucleotides long. RefSeq lists its product as uncharacterized. The transcript has a single exon. NCBI's taxonomy places the organism in Eukaryota, Fungi, Ascomycota, Eurotiomycetes, Chaetothyriales, Cyphellophoraceae. Bases 1 to 522 code for a protein of 173 amino acids. The record is from RefSeq and is a predicted model, not a curated record.
AUGCCAGCCUCAUCACGCAACUACUCCAUCGUCGAGCCUCACCCAAACGCCACACCAACCUCAUACAUCCCCACCGGCCGCGGCGGCGCCGGCAACUACGUCCGCACGCCCAUCAACCUCACCAAGGGCGCCUCCGCCCAAGGCCCACCCUCUCGCAUCUCCGUCUCCACCGCAUCAUCAACCACCUCCUCCCGCUCCGCAGCAUUCCACUCCGGUCGGGGCGGCGCAGGCAACAUCCACCCUGCGACAGAGCGGGCGAUCUUCAGCUUCGAUGAGGAGCUCGAGAGGCAGUUGAGCCAGGAGCGGCACGCAGCGCCGGUGUACCAUGUCGGCAGGGGUGGUGCCGGGAAUGUGACGACUAGUGCGUAUCCUAAGACUCCAAGGGCGGCCAACGCGGCGGCAAGGAAGGCUAGCAGUGCACGGUCGGACUCGGGGAGUGAGAAGAGUGUUGGGAGUGUAGAGAGCGGUGCCGAUGUUGCGACGAGGGCGAUGAAGGGGGCUUUGAGGAGGGUGUUCCACUAA